Molecule: messenger RNA, 207 nt
Organism: Cladophialophora yegresii CBS 114405
Lineage: Eukaryota; Fungi; Ascomycota; Eurotiomycetes; Chaetothyriales; Herpotrichiellaceae
Product: cytosine deaminase
Exons: 1
Coding region: 1-207 (68 amino acids)
Molecular function (GO): catalytic activity
Source: RefSeq, a predicted model, not a curated record
AUGUACACGACCCUCUCGCCAUGCGACAUGUGCACGGGCGCGUGCAUCCUCUACAAGGUCGCGAGGGUGGUGAUUGGGGAGAACAAGAACUUCGUGGGGGGUGAGAAGUACCUCAAGGAACGGGGCGUCGAGGUCGUCGUCUUGGAGAGUCAGGAGUGUGUCGAGUUGAUGGGGAGGUUUAUUCGGGAGAAGCCUCGUGUGUGGUGA